This is a messenger RNA of Bursaphelenchus okinawaensis, 12247 nucleotides long. The record is from the annotation of a GenBank genome assembly. NCBI's taxonomy places the organism in Eukaryota, Metazoa, Nematoda, Chromadorea, Rhabditida, Aphelenchoididae.
AUGGGUCACGAUGAAUCGCCGGAGAACGGUCAUUCACAGCACCAGGACGUGCCCGAGACCAGCGGGAAUGUAGAACAGCCAACACAGAAGAAACCCCAAGAUCAGAACGCUACAUUCCUCCGUGCCGCUCGUGCCGGGAACCUACAACAAGUCCUCGACUUUCUCCACAACGGUGUCAACAUCAAUACCUGCAACUCCAACGGCUUGAACGCUCUGCAUCUGGCUUCGAAAGAGGGACACAACGAAGUCGUGCGAGAGCUGAUACGUCGUGGAGCUGAGGUAGAUUCAGCUACGAGGAAAGGCAACACGGCGCUUCAUAUUGCAUCGUUGGCCGGCCAAGACAUCAUCGUUACCAUCUUGGUGGAGAACGGUGCCAAUGUGAAUGCACAGAGCUUGAACGGCUUCACACCGUUGUAUAUGGCAGCUCAGGAGAACCACGAGAACGUUGUACGAUACCUACUAUCACACGGUGCCAACCAAGCCUUGGCUACUGAAGAUGGAUUCACACCAUUGGCUGUAGCUCUACAACAAGGUCACGACCGUGUUGUAGCUUUAUUGUUAGAGAACGACAACAGCAGUAAAGUAAAGCUACCAGCACUACACAUCGCGGCCAAGAAGGACGACACUCGAGCAGCUACAUUACUACUACAAAGUGAACAGAAUCCGAAUGUGACAUCGAAGAGUGGAUUCACGCCUCUUCAUAUCGCUGCUCACUACGGUAAUGAAAAUGUAGCCAGUCUUCUGAUUGAGAAAGGAGCUGAUGUCAACCACAAAGCUCGUCACGAUAUCACCCCUCUACACGUUUCAUCGAAGUGGGGUCGUGUGAAUCUGUGUAAACUGCUUCUGGAUAACAAUGCCAUCAAGGACAGCAGAACUCGUGACUUGCUGACUCCACUGCAUUGUGCUGCUCGAUCUGGUCAUGAUCUCGUUGUUGAUAUCUUGUUAGAAAACGAUGCUCCAAUCAACGCCAAGACCAAGAACGGUCUAGCUCCACUUCACAUGGCGGCACAGGGUGAUCACGUUGAAUGUGCCAGAAUCUUACUGUACCACCAUGCUCCAGUAGAUGAUGUUACAGUAGAUUACUUGACACCUUUACAUGUAGCAGCUCAUUGCGGGCACGUUCAAGCAGCCAAGCUGCUACUGGACCGUCACGCCGAUCCCAAUGCCAGAGCCUUGAACGGCUUCACUCCCCUUCACAUCGCUUGCAAAAAAAACAGAAUCAAGGUUGUUGAGCUGCUACUUAAGUACUACGCUUCCAUGGAAGCUACAACUGAAUCUGGGCUUGCUCCACUUCACGUUGCUUCGUUCAUGGGAUGCAUCAACAUCGUCAUGUACCUGAUUCAACAGGGAGCCAAAGUAGACGUAGAGACUGUUAGAGGAGAAACCCCACUGCAUUUAGCUGCUAGAGCUAAUCAGACCGAUAUUGUUAGAGUACUAGUACGGAACGGAGCCAACGUGAACGCCAAAGCUCGCGAACUUCAGACUCCACUCCACAUCGCUUGUAGAUUAGGUAACACAGACAUUGUACUUAUCUUAUUAAAUGCCAAAGCUGACCCCAACGCCGCUUCCAAAGACGAAUAUACAGCUUUGCACAUCGCUGCCAAGGAGAACAAAGAAGAAGUCGCACAGAUUCUUCUUGAUCACAACGCCAACCAGAAGGCUUUGACAAAGAAAGGCUUCACUCCUCUUCAUCUGGCUGCCAAGUACGGUAACUACGAUGUAGCCAAACUUCUGUUGGAACGAGGAACUCCAGUCGACAUUGAAGGCAAAAACCAAGUCACCCCUCUCCACGUUGCUGCUCAUUACAACAACGAUCGUGUGGCACAGCUUCUGCUACAAAAUGGAGCCGGAGCACAAGCUACGGCCAAGAACGGCUACACUCCACUUCACAUUGCGGCCAAGAAGAAUCAGAUGGAGAUAGCCAGCUCGUUACUCAGCUACAAAGCCGACCCCAACGCUACGAGCAAAGCCGGCUUCACUCCUCUGCAUUUGGCUUCAGAAUCUGGCCACAACGAGAUGGCGGCGCUACUGAUCGAGAACGGCUCCAAAGUCAACGCUACGGCCAACAAUGGCCUGACGCCACUUCAUCUGUGUGCCCAAGAAGACAAGGUCGAAGCUGCUAGAGUGCUGUUGGCCAAUAGAGCUGAAGUCAAUGCUAAGACCAAAGCCGGCUACACACCGCUACACGUAGCGUGUCACUUUGGACAACUGAACAUGGUCAGACUUCUGAUGGAGCACGGUGCUUUGGUGGGAUCGGAAACGAGUGCUGGCUACACCCCGCUUCAUCAAGCUGCUCAACAAGGUCACAACAGUGUGGUUAGGUAUCUUCUGGAGCAUGGAGCUAGUCCUAACACUAAGACUGCGGUAAGUAAUCAAGUUACCAUAUCUUUGAUUUUUAAAGCUGAAAAAUUUAAAAAAGAAUCAGUCUAGGAUUUAUACUAACUUUUAAAAGCUGUUACCUAAAUGAUUUUAAGAAAGAAUUUAAAUUUAAAACUUCAAAAGAACUGACCCAAUUCAGCUAGACUCUUUCGUAUCCCCAAAAUUAACUUUGCAGUAUUUAAAAAACAAUCCCACGCCAACAAUAAAUACCGUUAGAUAAUCCGCAGCGGGGAAAUAAACAAACCUUUUGAAUAUGAAACGAUCCAUUUCGUUUUGUAGAAUAUUUUGGUCAGUUCAAGGCUUUCAGUCAACUACUGCUUACUUUUUUGAAAUUCUUUCGUUUUUUUACUUCAAAAAUCUAGUCGAAAAAUUUUUUGAGUUGUUUUAGGUAAUAACAGUUACAUUUUUGUCACAAAAUGAAUUAUUAAGGUCUCAAAAGCAUUGGCACUUCAAACAAAAGUACUGCAAAAUAGUGCCAAAACUUUUGUUACCUAAAAACUUGCUUUGAACCCAAAUAUAAUAUUCGUUUCGAUAGAGAAAAUGUGUAAGCUUACAUGUAAGACACUGAAUAAAAAACAAUUCAGGUGUCGAUGCAAAGUCAUGACAAACCUUGUUAACACGACGUUUUGUUUUGUCUGACUUGAUUUCCUCAGGGACUUUGGGGACGGAAAUUUCAUGCCGUGACAGAUUUUUGUGUUCUUAUAAAUUGCAGGAUUUCGACCAGCUUCUCAUUGUUUUUGGGGAAAAUCGGUCAUCGGGCAAUUACUUUCGAACCAUUUUUAAAGUUUUGGCGGGCUUAGGGCUUAAAAUAGCUUUCUAUCCGGAUUUUACUAUCUUUUCGAGCUGAGCUACUACAAUAUAAACAUUUAUAGUAGGCCUUUACUAAAAUAAAAUAAUUUUUUAUAUUAUAGUAGUAACAAGCCUUAUUAUAUGUGAUUUUUAAAUAAAAUAUGCUCUAAAUUUUAAAAUUUACUACUUUUUGACAUUAUGCUAGCAUGGUAAGUAACCGCUUAAGAGAUACGUUGUGCUUUUUGCACGUUGCUGUGCGGGAUGGAUAAUAUAAUUAAAAAGUUGACAGAACAAACCCAACUCUUCCGGCUGACUAACUCAACAUUUACUUUUGAUGAAUGUUCAAUUCAGCCUCAGGCAAAAAUAUAUUUUGGGGUGGAAUAAGGUUUUUUUCGUGCUUAAAAUAAUUUUUUAAAAUUAAUUUUAUAAAAAUAAAAAAUUUUGAUAGUUCCACCACUUUCUGACCUUUUAACCCAUUAUCUUGUCAUAAAUGUAAAAUUUAAAUUGUUAUUUCAAUUUUACUGAAUUUACCUUCGUUUUGUAUCUUUUACUAUAACAUAACUAUAAAAAUAAGCUGCAAAUGUUAUAGUAAACAAUAACACCCCUUUUCCAACCGAAAAUACACUUUUUUAAACCGCAAGAUAUGUUGUUCACGGCUAAUUAGAUCAUGGAAAUUUAGUUGAAAGGUUCGCGAAACAUAUGGGGCACUGAUAUUAUACCCGUCCUUCCAAAACACUUGAUAAACUAAUUAUUGUGUCAUUACUUUGGUCAAGAUACGAACAUUUCAGUCAUAUUUUUUGUUUUAAUGUAAAAAAAUUAAAAUUUCGAUUAUAACUUUAGUAUGAUUUCUGAAUCUUCCUAAUUUUAACUUUUUCUCUACAACAAUACAUAAAAUUUGUUACCUAAACUAAUAGUAACUUCAAUAAUGUUCUAUUUUCAGAACGGCCAAACGCCCCUGUCCAUCGCCCAACGUCUUGGCUAUGUUAGCGUGGUAGAAACGUUGAAGACCGUAACCGAAACUACCGUAAUCACAGAGACUACCACCGUGACCGAAGAACGCUACAAACCGCAGAAUCCGGAAAGGAUGAACGAAACCAUGUUCUCGGAUUCAGAAGACGAGGUAGACGAGCACCAACAAGCUCAACAAGAACAUGCCAAGGACUUCAACGAGAGCAUCACCCAAGGGCUGAAGGACUCGGCCGUGAUUCAUCUGAUUCACACUGGAGAACAGGGAAAGAACAGCACGUUCGACGCUACUGAUGCUGAUCUGGACGCGGUUAUUAAGAGGGCGCAGGUACUGUUUGUAAUAUUAUAGUACUAAGUUGUGGAUUUAAACAUAUUGUUUGGUCAAAAAGUUCGUAAAAAUCGCAAAAGGAUAAAAAAAUGUCUUAAAAAUGGUCAUUCAAUAAACUUUUUGACCUACAUAAUAACUCUCAUAUAAAUCUCUUACCUCUUUUCAUUAAUUCCCAUCUCUUUGCAGGCCGAACCAGUCACCACUGCCAUUCCAGACCCAACCAUUCUGGACCAUUCUGCUGAUGACAAUAUUAUCAUUGUCAAAGAUACCAUCCAGCCGAGGUAUGUUAUGUUAUUCUUUGCUUUACUGGCAUGCUUGAUUCUCUUCGCUGAAAGAAUAAUACUUUCGUUAUAGCUUAGGGUAUAUUAGAGUAGAUUUUUCAAGUUUUAAAGACCUAUCUAUUUUUUUGACCAUUUAUUACCUAAAAAUUCAUUAAAGGUGUAAAUUUAGCAAAGUAUACUCUGUAGAAACAAAUUUUACUAGAUUAACAUUGUUGAGCUUCAAACUUAACAUAAUACUGUUCAUAACUUAACCAUAGUAUAAUAUAUUAUGAUGGGUACUCAUAGUUGUUAUUGUUAUUGUAAGAAUAAAGUCUCACUGCUUCGAAUUUCACAUUCUUUUGCUUAUUUUACUUUAACUUCUAUUACUAACACAAUCUUUUCCGAUUUCCAGCAAGCUACACCUCAAGACGUAGGUUUACUCUGACAGUAAAUGUUGCUGUGUCAUGAUCGUACUUUUGGAGUGUUUAGCUUUGUUUAGUGUGAUAUUUGGCUAGCGAGAGAUUUAUAAAAAAUAAAAGAUUUUUGAGAGCUAAUGUGAAGUGAUUAACCACAGUAAAUUGUCUAUCGUCUAUAACACAAGCACGCUGAGAGAACGUUAAAAACUGUAAAACAAUAUAUUUUUAUGUCGAAAGUAGAUAUUUUAGUAAUUUUUUUCUUGUAAACCCACGUUUUCGAUGCCAAGAGUAGAAAUUGAUGUUGCUUUAGUAUUUCUCGUUAGUUUACAUCAACAUUUGUUAGUUUUUUGAUCAGAUACUGGUCGUUUGGAUGCCACUAAACUGUCAGAAAUUAUAUUAACCACACUUCUUUUGUUUCUCAUGUUUUGGCUAACAAAAGGUUAGUGCCAAACAUACAUGAUCAUGAGUAACAUAAAAAAUAACCCUGAACAACAUGAAAAGCAAAAUAAACCUCAUGAAUAACAUCCAAUCCUCCAAUAUUUGAAAUAAUAAUGAUACGUUAACGUUGCUUACCUUAACAUCCAUUUCAGCUUCUUAAUCUCCUUCCUGGUUGAUGCUCGUGGUGGAGCGAUGCGAGGAUGUCGUCAUUCUGGAGUCAGAGUUAUCAUUCCACCAAGAAAGGCAGCACAGCCUAUGAGAAUCACCUGUAGGUAUCUGAGAAAGGAGAAGUUGGCUCAUCCACCUCCACUAAGUGAAGGAGAAGCUCUGGCUUCAAGGAUUCUGGAGAUGGGACCUCACAGUGCCAAGUUCUUGGGUCCAGUUGUCCUGGAAGUACCACACUUCGCGUCGCUGAGAGGCAGAGAACGAGAGAUCGUGAUCCUCAGGUCGGACGAUGGACAACAUUGGAAAGAGCAUCAGUUGGAGGCUACUGAAGAUGCUGUUCAGGAAGUAAGUCCUCAAAUAUCUUGAAAAACAUUGAAUUUUGAUUUCAAAACUCGAAAAAACCCGAAAAAACCUUUCGGAACAAAAUUUUGUUUUUUGGGCGCAGCUCGGGCGAAAAAAAUUAAAAUUCAAUAUACAUUUUUUUAAGUUUAUUUUUUAGGUCCUCAACGAAUCCUUUGAUGCCAAUGAACUCAGUCAACUCGACGAUCUUCACACAUCGAGAAUUACUCGUAUCUUGACCAACGACUUCCCGAUGUACUUCGCAGUUGUGACUCGAGUUCGUCAAGAAGUUCAUUGCGUAGGACCAGAAGGCGGUGUUAUCCUUUCAUCCGUGGUACCUAGAGUUCAAGCCAUCUUCCCAGAUGGCAGUUUGACCAAGAUCAUCAAGGUUUCAGUCCAAGCUCAGCCAGUGCCAGUCGAGAUAGUGACCAAACUUCACGGUAAUCGUGUAGCCGUCUCUCCAAUCGUCACGGUGGAGCCAAGAAGAAGAAAGUUCCACAAGCCUAUCACUCUCUGCAUUCCAUUGCCUCAGUCGGCCAACAAGAGUAUGCUAACUCAAUAUACUGGCCAGCCAGGCCAAGAGCCACCUACCUUAAGGUUGUUGUGUUCGAUUACUGGAGGAUCGUCACCAGCUCAAUGGGAAGACAUCACUGGCACUACACAGUUGACUUUCACUGGAGAAGAGGUCAGCUUCACCACCACGGUGUCUGCCAGAUUCUGGCUGAUGGACUGUCAGACGCCUCGUGACGCUGCCAGAAUGGCUCAAGAAGUCUACAAUGAAGCCAUUGCUGUACCGUACAUGGCCAAGUUCGUAGCCUUUGCUCGUCGACCAUUCCCUCUUGAAGGUCAGCUGAGAUUGUUCUGUAUGACAGAUGACAAAGAAGACAAGACUCUCGAGAAGCAGGAAGGUUUUAUUGAAGUCGCCAGAAGCCGUGAUGUUGAAGUUCUCAGUGGCAGACAUCAAUUCCUUGAGUUUGCUGGAAAUCUGGUGCCAAUCACAAAGAGCGGAGACCAACUGGCAGUCUUUUUCCUGCCAUUCCAAGAGAACCGGCUGGCAUUCAACUCCAAGGUUCGUCAGCCAGAUGACCAAGAAGCCAGUUCGACCGGUCGAAUUGCGUUAAUGAAAGAGCCAAGAGUGCGAUCCGAGAAUCUGCCACCUCAACAUCCGAUCUGCACCUUGAGUAUCACAUUGCCAGACUACAGAGGUCCUUUGCCGGCUUUGAAGCCGAAUGCUUUGGACAAGUUGGACCCAAUCCAAGCUAGAUAUCAAUCAGCUUUGGCUACAACACCAACCGAGAGCGAUUUGGCCACUCAGAUGGACUUUGUGGCCAAGAAGAUCGACGCAGAUUGGCAACGAUUGGCCAGAGCAUUGGGAAUCCAUGACAGUGAUAUUAGACAGAUCAAGAAGGAAAUGGGAGGGCAAGAAGCCUUGACUGCUCUCAAGAUUUGGGUUUUCUUGAAGGGAGAGGAAGCUACCAGUGAGUUCAUACCUAAAUUUACAGAAUAUUCUCUUUCAAACGUGGUGAACUUAUUUUAAGCCUCAAAUACUAUAAGAGUUUGGGUAAACCAAUAUUGCUGUAUUUGAAAUGUUAGGAAUUUAAUUUUUUUAAACUAAAAAAUUGUUUUUUACAAAAAAUAUGUUAUUUUAACUUAUAAAAAUAUGUGAAAAAUUACAAACCAAUGUUAUUUUAGGUAUAAAAAGACUGGUUUACGCAGGGACGUCGCUACGGUUUUUCUCUGGGGGGGGAGGUCGAAAAAAUUUUUUUUUCGUUUUGCCGCGUACAGGUACCUACCUACCUGUGGAAUUUUUUUCGGAUCGGCUCUGGGGGGAGGGGACCACAAACGACGUCCCUGGGUUUACGUAUAAAUUAAUAUUUUUUAUAGAAGAAAGGUGUUUUUUAUGUUGUAAAACUACAUAAAUAAUAUAAAUGGACCUUUUCUUUCAGUUCCGGAGCUACAUUCCGCUCUCAGACGCAUCGGACGCGACGAUAUUGUGCACAAGUUGCUGAGAGGCGACUUGGACACGGAUUCGUUGCGUUUGAUCGACCAGUCGACUUUCAAUCUUCGCGGAUCUCAAAGCAACUCUCGGGCUGAUCUCGUGGAUCGAUCACGUAAGUUUUCCGACUUUGUGUUAUUGAUUUAGGGCUACCCAUAGGGUUUACAACAUUAUAGAAGCCGUUAUUACUCGUGCUGAAUGGUGUAGUACUGAUAGGAAGAAUAGAAUUAGAGUAAAACAAUACUACUAAUGUUAAGAAUAGUUUUGUUACCUAAAUUACCUAUAAUAACAACAGUACUGCUACCUAAAUUUGAAUGGGCGGUAAAAGUAUGUAAUUUUACACAUAACAAUCAGUUUGAAUGUUGACUUAGAUUAACACUAUAAUUUAACUAGGCAAUACAAGUAGAUAACACCAGAGUAACAGUUAAAAAUCCGUUUGCUGUGUGUGUGCUAACAACAUUUUAGGUAAUAAAUUUCCUAAAAGUAGUAUUUUCGUUCUUGAAUAGUUAAUUUGGUUGGUUUGAAGUGACAAGUUCCGUUUGUUUUAUUUUGUUUUAACCUUCCCAACUAAUUUACUGGGCUAUGGUGUAUAUUAUACUACACUGUCUACCCUCAAUGUCUGAUCCUUAUCUUUAAAUUGCGGUUCUCCAGUUAACAGAAAAUGGUUGCAACUUAACAAAACUAGGUUUAAAAGGUUUUAAAUUAACAAAACUAGAUUGGAAAUGCUUUGACUUUGACUAAAAGAACGUUUUACGAAAAAAAGGUCCAAUUUAUGUUAUAAUUGGUCGUUUAUGAUGUGUAAGACCGUUAAAAACUCUUUAACAAGCCAUAUAUUACCUAUUAUUUUCUUUAAAACGGUUGUGACUUUUGAUUACUGAGGUGGAGUGGUAUUAACAGUAAAAUUACAUAUGGUUACUGUAGGGUUUUACAUGUUUUUAGACAUAAACUCUAAUUUUUUGUCAAAGUAUGUCAAAAACAUAAUUUUUUACUAAAUCGGGUUUAAAAUUAAUUGAAGUUAAGCUUAAAAUAACAUGAAAACAAAAAUUGGUGUUACAGUAGGCGAUGUACGAAAAGUUACUACCGUAACCCGCACGGAACGUCGAGUCCAUCGUCAAGAAGGUGCUGAACCUGUAGUCGACGAGAAGGUGACUACACGCACGAUAGAAGACGAAGGUGCCAACGAGAUUGUGAGAGAACAUCACGGUCUACCAUUAACAGAAGAAGAGGCCGAACAUUGGAUGAGAGAUCCUUCUGAGCAUCCAGAAGCCGAAGACAUCUUCACCAGAAGUCGAGAGAGUCAGGUGGUGCAACAAUUCGAGCUGACUCCGGAUGGCGUGAUCGAAAGAAGAACGUUGAUCACACAGCACGUUAUUCCUGAUGUUGCUCAACAACAUGAACUACAGCAUGAGUUGAAUGAUCAGCCAGGCCAAGCGUAUCGUGACGGGAUUCCAGACGAUGUAGAUAACGAAGACAGUGUUAUCGUACAUCAAGAUGAACCUUCUGAAGAUCAGCCUUCAGAGGGUCAAUCUUCAGAAAGUGUCUUAGCAGGUGCUUCUGAAGAUUUAAAUGAAGAUCCAACACGAGUUGAACAACAAACUUCUGAAGUCCAGGAAUCUGAAGCUCAACCAGAAGCUUCUGAAGCCCAAGAAGAGUCAGAAGCUUCAUUACAACAAUCGAUUCAACAUCAACAAGACGUGGAGAAUCAGAAUAUCGUGGACUACAGUCCAGAUGCUCUUCCUCCACCUCGUGACGAACAAACCCCACAAGCUGACGACGUUGUUACUCAUGCUCAUCCAGCUCAGAUCGCUUCCUCAUCCGGUAAAAACUUGAAUUAACUUUUCCCGAGUUAACAGUCAAUGUCUCCUCGAGUCUACUAAGCUUUACUGUGCCGUGUUUUUGCCGUUUUUGCUUCUACUAGCGGAUUCUGAAGUUUGCGUAGAAAUCUAUUCUACUAUAAAGUGUGGUUGUGUCAGGAAAUGUGGUGCUAUUGGUACGCAAACUUUGGAAAAAGCUUUGUUAAUCAGGAGGGUUGAAGGGCUAUAGAUAUGGUUAUGAUAAUAUAUUGAUUAAUUUUUUGGGAGCUUAGCCCUUCAAUCUUACUGUAGCUUCUUUUGUGGAUCGUUUGCUUCUACCCAAGGAUAUUAGUACAUAGUUAUUGGAGUUAGGUAGUAAAGCAAGAAGAUUUUACAAAAUGACAUUUCAAAGGCUUUAGAGGAUUGGUAAAACCAAUUAAUGUUAAAAAGCUUGCUUUAUAUGUGUUUUAGAAAGGUUUUGCGGUUUUUUUCCCUAGAAUGAGCUAAAAAAGUUUUUUUUAGAUGGUAACAUACCGUUUUCACAGUUUGUUAAUUAACAUGAUGAGAUGUUAGAAAACUAGGCAUUUUUAAGAGUUUUUUACAUCUAAAAUUGUUUUAUUCAAAUUUUUUGUAUUAAUCAUAAAAUUAGGUAAUGAUCACCUCACUAAUUCACAUAGAACUAGCGCUUUUUGCCUAACACACAGGCUUGGACGUGGGGCGUUGCCCCCUGUGCCCGACCCGGCCCGGCCCCAGGGCCGGGCCAGGGCCCAUUUUUAAGAUCAAGUACAGGGCCGGGCAGGGCCCAUGAUUCUAACCGGGCAGGGCUUGCUUCGUGCCCGGUAAUGCCCUGUAAAUGUCCGGUAAUAAUUUUUUUAUAUUAUAUAUAAAAAAAUUAAUUUAAAAUUGUUGAGUGUCUAACAAGUAAUGUUAAUUACCCCGCUUUACUCCUGAACAUUUUAACUCUUUCCGACCUCAUCCCUAAUCCUUUUAUCCCUACCCGACUUCAGCCCCCCUAUUUUAACCCUACCCAGCCUCACCCCUGACCCUUUUAUUUCUACCCGACCCUACCUUUGACCUUUGUAGCCCUGUCCGAUCCUACGCUACCAUAUUGUACCUAAUAUGCCACACCCCGCCAUACCUUAUCCUAUCUACCAUACCAAACCCUACAAUACCCUACCAUAUUAUAACAUGCCAUACCCUACCAUACAAUACCAUAUCCUGCCAUAACAUAACAUACUACAUAUACCAUACUGUAUCAUAUCUUACCUUAUCCAAUCUUAUACAACACUACUGUGUACUACCCAUAAUUAGGGCAGAGUAGGUAAAUAAAGCAAGGUAAAUGGUAUAAUAUAGUCAGGUAGAGUAUGGCAUGUUAUAUAUGUUAGGGCAUUGUAGGAUUUGGUAUGGUAGAUAGGAAAGCAUAUAGUAUGGUAGAGUAUUGCAGGGUCAGGUAUGAUAGAUAGGAUAAGUUAUGAUAUGGUAAUGUAAAAUAUUGUAAUGUUUGGUAUGUUUUGUUUGGUAAUAUGAGUAUGAUAUAAUAAGUAGCAUAGGGCAUGGUACAGUACAGUAUGGUGUAGUAGGGUAGGGUAAUAAAGUCAAGGGUAGGGUCUAGUAAAGCUAAACAGGUCAAAGGUAGACUUGGAUAAAGCUAGAGAGGUCAGAAAUAAGGUUGGGUAGGUCUAAAAAGGUCAGGGGUAAAGCCGGGAAGAGCUAAAAGGAUCACGGGUGAUGUCGGGUAGGGCUAAAAGGGUCAGGGGUGAGGCCGGAUAGAUGUAAAGCAGUUUAUUUCACUUGUUAUUAGCUUUAUAAACUUAAUUUACAAAUGCCCUGUAAAACCCUGUAAAGCCCUGUAAAUGCCCUGCCCGACCCGGCCCUAAGGCCGGGCCGGGCAGGGCCCGAAAACUAAAAGCCCUGUACCGGGCAGGGCCCAAGCGGGCCCGGCCCCAGGGCCGCAAAUUGGGCCCUGCCCUACGUCCAAGCCUGCUAACACAUCAAGCAAACCACAGUAAUCGUAUAUCGGUACUACAAUAGUUAUAAUCCACCACAAUAUUCGUAUACUGAUAUACAAUAUCAGAAUCCCAACUUGUUGAUAUCACUCGUAUCACGUAACACCUCUGUUGAAGUGUCCUCUAACCUCCAUUCAAGUGUAAAUAAAGUUCUUACGGCCCAUUUUAGAGCCGGUGGAGCAGUCGGUGCGAGGUCAGGCCGAGCCUCAGCCAAUCGUCGAAGCGGUCGAGACCAUCCGCCACGCACCUCAACAACAUGAACAUCAGCUGCUGGAAGAGUCGUUGACCACCACCGAGUCAGGCCACGAGUUCAGUCCAGCCGUCCAAAGCGAGCCCGAGCCUCACGAUGAAGGUACAGAGUCUGUGGAUUAA